AUGAAAGUGAAACGAUACAAACGUGCCCAACGAAUUCUCACAGUUUAUCGUCAUAAUUUUGGUUUCAAUCCGCCGUAUCGCGUUCUGAUGGAUGGUACAUUCGCAAUGGCUGCUCUACAGAAUAAAAUCAAUUUGCGAGAACAGAUGCCGAAAUAUUUGAAUGAGGAAGUCGAAAUAUGUGUCACAAAAUGUGUAUUGAAUGAACUCGAAAAGCUAGGCGAUGCUUUAUAUGGUGCAUUGCACAUAUGUAAGCAGUUCACGAUUGAUCCGUGUCCUCACGAACCGCUACGGAGCGCCUCAGAGUGUAUUCGACAUAUGGCUCGUCGAAUGGAAAGCAAAACUAAAUAUUUGAUUGCCACUCAAGACAAUGCUCUCACGGAUUCACUACGGCAACUUCGUGGAGCACCAAUAUUGUUCAUAAAAUAUAAAGGAAUCCUGAUCGAUAAAGUCAGCGAAGCGACGAUGGAGGCGUUGAAUCGUCCGAAAGAUGAUUUGAAUGCAAUCAAUCAGCUGAAACGUAAAAUAAUCGGUGAUGAUGAAGACGCAUCAGUGAAGAGGAAAAAAAGGAAAAUCAAAGGACCAAACCCAUUAUCGAUGAAAAAAAAGAAGAAACGUCCGGUGGUCAGUGCGAAUGCUAAGGGAAAAAAUGGAACUGUGAAGAAGCGAAGACAUAGGAAAUAUAAGAAAGGUGGUGGUGAUGCGGCUAAUAGUAAUAUUAACAGUAGUAAUAAUGGCAAAGUGCCUAACUGA
Anisakis simplex (herring worm) is the source of this 750-nucleotide messenger RNA. The record is from the annotation of a GenBank genome assembly. Lineage: Eukaryota; Metazoa; Nematoda; Chromadorea; Rhabditida; Anisakidae.